Astrephomene gubernaculifera is the source of this 513-nucleotide messenger RNA. The record is from the annotation of a GenBank genome assembly. NCBI's taxonomy places the organism in Eukaryota, Viridiplantae, Chlorophyta, Chlorophyceae, Chlamydomonadales, Astrephomenaceae.
CCUAGCUAUUUGAAGAUCGCCUCUUCCUAGAUUCUCUACUUUAAUUGCACCCUUUCGUCGACGACAACUUACCUUUCUCGCAAGCGUUGGGCCGAAGCUUCCUUGUUAGAUGAAUUUAAAGGGAAAGUUAAGAUGACAUUGUAUACCCAAACCAUGCGUGGCACGGCAAACCCUUGCCUCGCUCGUAAACGUGCAAGCCAUACGGCCUUGCAUGCAGCCCGUUGGCCCGUCGCCGCUAAUGGCAGCCGUCGCAACAGCCAUCAUUUCUCGGCGCCCAUGCCGUCCGUCGCAUGCCGCUCCUCCGCCUCUUCCUCCUCCUCUCCAUCCCCUCCAGACCACGGCAACACAGCCCCUGCUGCCUCCCAGCAGCCUCCCUGUUCCAGCCUUACCGAGCGCAUAUUCGCACAUGUAGACGCCCUGCAGCAGGCUGGCAGCGGGCUGCAGGCGCAGGGUCAGGGUGCCGGCGGUCGGACCACCUACGCGGCCUUCCUGGCUGCAGAGGAGCAGUGGGCC